AUGGCCUGUGUGCCAGCGAGCCAGGAAGAGCAGCUGAUCAACAACCAUAUCCACAAUCCACGUGACCCCCAUCUCGCGCUCGAAGAAGAUGAAGAUGUUUACUGUGCGAGCUGUAAAGGGUGCGGGUACGACGAAGGCGGUGUCUUCCGGAUCUACUCGGGCUCGGGUGGCAUAGUCGGGGGAGACGGCCAUCAGGAGGUUGGCGUCAACGUCUUGGCUGAAUUCUCUGAGAUUGUCCUGGUCGGGUGA
This is a messenger RNA of Pyrenophora tritici-repentis Pt-1C-BFP, 249 nucleotides long. The record is from RefSeq and is a predicted model, not a curated record. NCBI's taxonomy places the organism in Eukaryota, Fungi, Ascomycota, Dothideomycetes, Pleosporales, Pleosporaceae.